Molecule: messenger RNA, 1208 nt
Organism: Vespa crabro (European hornet)
Lineage: Eukaryota; Metazoa; Arthropoda; Insecta; Hymenoptera; Vespidae
Product: sulfotransferase 1C4-like
Exons: 6
Coding region: 132-1127 (331 amino acids)
Biological process (GO): sulfation
Cellular component (GO): cytoplasm
Molecular function (GO): sulfotransferase activity
Source: RefSeq, a predicted model, not a curated record
AUUUGAUAAACUCAUAAUAUAAAAGAAGAGGAUAAGAGAACGUUUAGACGUGUAUAAGAGAAGAUUUAACAAGGCAAAUUUUUGAUCAAUAAUAGAAAUUAACUUGUUUGUAAUAAAAAUAAUAAUAUUAAAUGGAGGAAGGAAUACCAAAAUACGCCCUUUUUAACGUGGAGGAAAAAAAAUUGGCGGAUAAAUAUUUCCCAUCGUCUAAAAGAGGUUUCAUAAGGAUUGGUGAAAAUAAAUGGACCGUACCGUACAGAUAUAUCGAGGAAGGUGUCGCAGUAUAUAAUUCAAAACCUCGACAUGAUGAUACUUGGGUCGUCAGUUAUCCUCGAUCAGGUACCACAUUGACAUUGGAACUGGUUUGGUUGGUUGCGAACGACAUGAACUUCGAAGAAGCAAAGAAACGAACUCUACAUUAUAGAUUUCCAUUUUUCGAGCUUGACAUAGUGAUAGGCGAUUCUGAAGAUGCUGUAUCAAAUCCGUCGGAUAAAAAUCCAAGAUUGAAUCCAGAAUUCGCCAGUAAAUUAUCAUCCCCACGAUUCAUCAAAACCCAUAUGCCAUUUGAAUUAAUGCCUAAUCUUCUCGAUAGUAAUUGUAAGAUCGUUUACGUGGCACGUAAUCCAAAGGACAUGGUGGUAUCCUGGUAUUACUUUCUACAGGUUAUCAAGGGAUUAGAAUAUCAGGGAACUUUCGAAGAAUUUUGUGAAUACUUUAUGAAAGAUUUAACUAUUUACAGUCCCUAUUGGAUCCACUUGAAAACUGCCUGGGCUGAGAGACAUCGUUCGAACUUGCUAUUUAUAUUCUACGAAGAGCUAUUAAACGACUUACCUAAUACCAUUAAGAAAGUGGCAAAAUUCUUUGGAAAAUCUUAUAACGAAGAGGAGAUAUUGAAGCUAACUGAUCAUCUUCAAAUAGAUAAUUUUCGAAAGAAUCCUAUGGUGAAUAUACCGUCACCUAGGAAUAACGAAGAGAUACAGCCAAGCAUGUUCAUACGGAAAGGCAAAGUCGGAGGUUGGAAAGAAAUGUUCACAAAAGAACUCGAAGAAAAAUUCGAUGCUUGGAUCGAAGAGAAUAUGAAGGACACCGAUCUUACAUUUCCAAUAGAUUUCAUUCAAAAAAAGUGAGAAGUCUUUGAAAGAAAAUAAUAUAUACCAGAUGAAUUAUCAUUAUAAGCGAAUUAUCAUCAAAUAGAUUUUCUCACUGAA